UACCUCCAUUACCAGCAUAAAAGGCGUACAACAUCUAUUCGGCAUCAUACCAUUGGCUCUCUCUAUUUCAACCCUUCCCCAUCCAUCCACUCCAUCACUCUCCAAACAGAUAGAUAUAGUAAUUCAAUGACGAAGCCUUGCUGUGAUAAGGAAGACAUGAAUAAAGGAGCUUGGUCCCAGCAAGAGGAUCAGAUGCUUACAGAUUAUAUCAAGAAACAUGGUGAAGGUCAUUGGCGAAACAUCCCCAAAGCUGCAGGCCUGCUUCGUUGCGGCAAAAGUUGUAGGCUGAGAUGGAUAAACUAUCUAAGGCCAGACCUUAAAAGAGGCAACUUCGCUGAAGAUGAAGAAGACCUUAUCAUCAAGCUUCAUGCACUCCUAGGCAAUCGGUGGUCAUUGAUUGCUGGGAGAUUGCCAGGACGGACAGACAAUGAAGUGAAAAACUAUUGGAAUUCCCAUUUGAGAAAAAAGCUAAAAAGCAUGGGAAUUGAUCCAAAGCACCUUCGUCUGAGUCAUUAUCUUGCCAGGCAUCGAAUCCAUGGCUUUACGGCAGGUGAAACUUCAUCAGCCAUAAAAAAUUACCAACCCUCUCCUCAUGAUCAAAUAAAAUCUUCAGGAAUUGCAAGUGAUCAGCACCAAGUUUCUGAUGCUGGAAGUUGUGUAGAUGAUGAUGAUUCAAGUACCAUUUUGCCUGAUCUGAACGUGGAUAUAGCAUCUGACUCUUGUCUUCCUUCAGGAGCUACUACUGAAGAAAAAAAAGCAUCGACUUCUCUUCCAUCAGAAGAUGCAGUUAACGAGAAAACCAAGGAUGAACAAUAUUUAACAUCUAGACAACCUGAACAACCUUUAUCUCCUACCCUGCCACUUUUUAGAUGAUUGUUGGCUGAGUAAUUGUUGCCUAUUUUCUUUUUUGGUUACAGGGCCGAACUCCUGAUUAUGGAGCAAGCAUCUCCACCCAGACUAACCAAGCCGAACCCCUGUGUUAGGGAACAGGCAUCUCCUAAUAAAGAAGCAGUAAUUGCAAUUCUCAUUUAGCUCCCUUUUAGUUGAGUAUAUGUAAAAACCUAUAUAUGUUUUGGUGUUUGUCAGUUUAAUUGAGAAGAGUUUGGCUA
Messenger RNA from Coffea arabica (coffee), 1109 nucleotides. Its product is annotated as transcription factor MYB3. Lineage: Eukaryota; Viridiplantae; Streptophyta; Magnoliopsida; Gentianales; Rubiaceae. The record is from RefSeq and is a predicted model, not a curated record.